AUGUGUGUUCCAAAUAUUGACGAUAAAUGCAAAAUGAUCAACAGGAGCAAGCUGGGUCGCGCCGUGCACGGCAUGCUGACGCGCGCCAAGGCCGAGCGCCGUCUCGUGUGCGGCCUGCUGCCGGCCAUUGGCCGACUCGAGAAGGCGCCCGAGGACGUGGUGUUCUGCGUGCUGCCGCAGACCAGGCCGGGGGACGCCGCCACCCAUCUGCAGACGGUGCUCCUGCAGGCGUUCUGCUACGAGAACUACAUCCCCGUCAUACAGGUUGACAGUAGUGAAAAACUCUCAGAAUAUUGUGGUCUAGAAAAUACGCGAAACUGUAGCUGUGCCAUCAUAAUAAAGGAUCUCAAUAUGCCCUUGACGCCAGAGGAAGAAAUACCAGUAUCACCAUUGUCAGCAACAGAACAAAUUUUAGCCGAUUUCUAUGAAUGCACCCUAGCAGAAUUUCCAACACCCGUCAUCGAAUUGCCUAGUUGA
This is a messenger RNA of Phaedon cochleariae (mustard beetle), 477 nucleotides long. The record is from the annotation of a GenBank genome assembly. Lineage: Eukaryota; Metazoa; Arthropoda; Insecta; Coleoptera; Chrysomelidae.